AUGCCAGCAAAGACCAUUACCGAAUCUGCCCUGCAUGAUGUUGGUGGCAGCGCCUUGAAUGGGGUGGAGGGUGCUCCUGGGAAACAACUAGCAAAGCAUACCAGCCCCACAGCAGAACAUGACAAGCCAAAAGAAGAUCUAGAGGUUGCAGCACAGGUUGAAUUGGAAGAAACACAGGUUGGGGAAACUGAAGGUCAGGUUUCGGUGCCGAAGCAAGAGCCGGCUGAGGAACACAAGGGGGAAAAUAUGGAGACGGAGGCAAUGGAACAGGAUGAUGUUCCGUUGGGAGAGGGGGGGCAGCAAGCAGAUCCGCCAGCACCGACGAGCCAAAGCCCUGUGAAAGAACCACUGUCUAAGAAGGUCAAGUCCGAGCCUGCGUUGGGAGAGGGGGGGCAGCAAGCAGAUCCGCCAGCACCGACGAGCCAAAGCCCUGUGAAAGAACCACCGUCUAAGAAGGUCAAGUCCGAGCCUGCAGAAGCCCCCAAAAGCAAUGUCAAAUUGGAGCAGUGUGCACCUCCAGGUGAUGUUUCUGAGGAGCCGCCACUUGUCAUGCGGGUAGACCAAUGGGCCCAAAAACCGAAAGCAAAAGCAAAGCCCACAGCAAAAUGCAAAGCCGCAUCAAAGGCCAAGGCCAAGGCCAAAGCAGGUCGAAAGAAGAAGGUUGAAACAAUUGAGGUUGUUGAAUCAGGUGAUGAAACCCUGGAAGAGGCCCCAGCAGCAAGUUCCCAGGAAAAGCCAGCAGCUAAAGCAAAAGGUGCACCAGGCAGGAAACGGGCUUGCAGCAAAGACAAGGGUGCAGCCAAGGCCAAGGCAAAAUCAAAGGGAAAGGCAGCCCAGGAGGAUGAGAAGGAUGACAAGGAUGAGAAGGAUGACAAGGAUGAUGCAAAGCCCGAUGCUAAGAAAGACCCCCCCAUCAAAUAUAAGCCUGUCACCCAGGAUGGCAAAACUGAUAUCAACACAGCUUUCCAAUGGGACCAGGAGGAGGGGGUGACCAGUGGGGAUGGUGCUGAUUGCCACCCUGGAGAAUGUGAAGAGGGGGGUGCUGAUCCGGGUGAUGAUCGUCGUCCUUUGGAGCCAGCGGUGGGGAAGAAAUCCUUUGCACGCCGGCCUCCUCCCAAAACUUCGCCAGCAAAGGACAGGUACAAUGCUAUCAGGGACAUCUUUGCUUCCCAUGUGGAAUGGUGGGAAUGGUGCAUGGAGAAGUUUGCCGCUGAUGAUUCUUUGACGGAUUGCCCACCCGAGAAGUGGACUGAAGCAGCCACUGCUCAGGUGGAUACGUUCUUGGAGGAGAAUGGCUUGGUUUUUGUUGAUGAUUAA
Molecule: messenger RNA, 1317 nt
Organism: Cladocopium goreaui
Lineage: Eukaryota; Dinophyceae; Suessiales; Symbiodiniaceae
Source: the annotation of a GenBank genome assembly